Molecule: messenger RNA, 4276 nt
Organism: Fundulus heteroclitus (mummichog)
Lineage: Eukaryota; Metazoa; Chordata; Actinopteri; Cyprinodontiformes; Fundulidae
Gene: nr1h3
Product: nuclear receptor subfamily 1, group H, member 3
Exons: 10
Coding region: 251-1645 (464 amino acids)
Biological process (GO): positive regulation of transcription by RNA polymerase II; lipid metabolic process; negative regulation of transcription by RNA polymerase II
Molecular function (GO): zinc ion binding; RNA polymerase II cis-regulatory region sequence-specific DNA binding; nuclear receptor activity
Source: RefSeq, a predicted model, not a curated record
GUAUUGUAGAAAGGCACUUCUUUCCUACUCGGCCUCCUCCAGAUAUCGAGCCAUUAAAGCCUCGGCACAGUAAGCCACCGGGCUUUCGGCGUCCCGUAAGGCCCGUCGGGGAGAGCUGGUCCUCCGUCAGCGCAGAGGUAUCUCCAGACUCAAGCUGUGGACCGACACGGGCGAGAUGGACGGGCAGUAACCAGGACAUCCACCUCAUAGGUACACGUUGAUUUCGUAAUGACAAGCUGCUGGGCGGAAGAUGUCCACGCUGUCUGUGACUGAUAUCCCAGAUGUUGGUCAUGAUGAGAGUAAGGUGUUUGACGGGGCCUCUGAGCUGCAGCUGGACUGCUUGGCUGAGGAGAGAAGUGGAAACGCCACAAUGAAGCCCGACGGCCUGCUGUCACUGACCGACCUCUCCCAGCCGGCCGACUUCCCCGUCCCCCCCCACAACGGCCCGCCGCUCACCGAGAUCAGCAGCACGUUGCCGGUGGAGCCAAACGACAUCAAGCUGGACCCGUCUGCAGCCGACGCGUCCGGCAGCGUAGAUGGCCAGCCAGUGAAGAGAAAAAAGGGUCCGGCCCCGAAGAUGCUGGGCAACGAGGUGUGCAGCGUGUGCGGCGACAAGGCUUCUGGCUUCCACUACAACGUGCUGAGCUGCGAGGGCUGCAAGGGAUUCUUCCGCCGCAGCGUCAUCAAAAGCGCCCAGUACUCCUGCAAGAACAACGGCCGCUGCGAAAUGGACAUGUACAUGCGCCGCAAGUGCCAGCAGUGCCGGCUGCGCAAGUGUCGGGAGGCAGGCAUGCUGGAGCAAUGUGUGCUUUCUGAGGAGCAGAUCCGACUAAAAAAGUUGAAAAAGCAGCAGGAGGAGGAAACGGCGCGCACGUCCACAGUGGUCACGCCGACCCCUCCGCAGGAAGUAGCCAUGCUCGACCCACAGCAGCAGGAGAUGAUUGAGAAGCUGGUGGCCAUGCAGAAACAAUGCAACAAGAGGUCCUUCCUUGACCGGCCUAAAGUUACGCCGUGGCCACAGAGUCAAGACUUGCAGAACCGAGAAGUGCGACAGCAGCGGUUCGCCCACUUCACCGAGCUCGCAAUAAUGUCAGUUCAGGAGAUCGUGGAUUUUGCUAAGCAGCUUCCGGGUUUCCUUGAGUUGACGAGGGAAGACCAGAUCGCUCUACUGAAAACGUCUACCAUUGAGAUUAUGCUGCUAGAAACAUCGCGCCGAUACAACCCUGCCAUUGAAAGCAUUACUUUUCUGAAGGACUUCAGCUACAAUAAGGAUGAUUUUGCCAAAGCAGGGCUUCAGUUUGAGUUCAUUAACCCCAUCUUCGAGUUUUCAAAAGGAAUGAACGACCUACACCUUGAUGAGGCCGAAUACGCGCUGCUCAUUGCUAUCAACAUCUUUUCAGCAGAUCGGCCGAAUGUGCAGGAUCACGAUCUGGUGGAGAGGCUGCAGCAGCCCUACGUGGACGCGCUGCGCUCUUACAUCAUGAUAAAGAGACCAAAUGAUCACCUGAUGUUCCCGCGUAUGCUGAUGAAGCUGGUGAGCCUUCGCACAUUGAGCAGUGUCCACUCGGAGCAGGUGUUCGCCCUCCGCCUCCAGGACAAGAAGCUUCCGCCGCUGCUAUCUGAAAUCUGGGAUGUCAACGAGUGAGCGUGGUCCUGGAGUCGCACUCCGUGGCUUUAUGGACCCUGAGAGAGAGACGCGGCUCCUAUGAAAAGAUCGCCAACUCCUUUUCUUCUGUUGUGGUCAGGGACUGGUUAUUGCCUUGAGAUUUUUCGUUUUUGCCCUAAGGGAGGAGAGCGCCGUGGCCCUUUGCUCCCUAACAGACUGUUAAGUGGCUUUGUGUGCAGUACAGGAACAUGGACACAAAGGUUUUAUUCUCUUCACUGUAGAUGCUCACAUGAUGGUGGUUAAAUUUAGGCAUCAAGGGUUUUCAGACAGUUUUCGUUGAUUUAGUCUUUGCUGAAGGUUAUGUCGGUCUCUUGCGUGGUUCUGUACCUUUCUGCUACUAAUUAAAAUCAGGAAGCACUGAGCAGGUCUUGGCUGUUACUGUCUUAAAAAUUGCGAUGUCUCAUUAAGUGGAAAAAGCGAUUUCUACAGUUGUGCAAUAGAUGGAAAUGGAGGCAGGGACAUUGUUCUGCCUAAACUUCACCCUGAUUCAUGUAUGGCAACAGCUAGUUUGCGUUUCCUUCCGAGCAAGUUCAGGAGUCAGAAAGUUGGGGUCAUUGCUCAGGUAAAGUGAUGUGAAGUAGACCUCUGAGAAGCGGAGGCUUCUUUAAUUUUAAGUAUAUUAUUCUUUUUCUUUCUCACGGCACAGUGGGACCUUUUUGUCCAGCGAUAAAUGGCCAUUUAACUUCAUUGAAGUUGUAUUUGAAACGUAUCUAUAAAGAUUUACAAUCACGUACUGACGCACAACACCCUAAAUUCCUGCAAGCGUUGUGAUUGAAGCCCUCAUGUUGUUCUAAUCGAUGCAUUAAAUCAGUGGUCUCCAACCUUUUUUUGCUGUCAGUUUAAUGCGUUAAUGUCAGACGAUAUUUUCACGUACCGGCCUUUUAAGGUGUGCCGUACAAAUGCAACAAAAAAAAAUUUAACAGCCGACAUAAAAACAUUUAUUUUCUACACAUAAUAAAAAAAAAUUAAUAUUAACAGAUAUAAAGUAGCUUAAAAAUACAACUCAUCAUAAUGCAGAAUCAGAGGCAUGAGCUUGUUUUGUUGAAAGCGGUCCCAUUUAGUAAUAAUAAGACAAUGAACCAGAAGUGUGUUGCUUUUGUCAAGUCUGCUCCGUAAUUUGACUUCAAGAAGCCUUACGUACUUCUAAGCCCGCCAACAUUGCUAGAAGUUCACUGGAAACAUGCGUCCUGACAUUCAUCAAGAGUGGGUCAUAGACGGAUGUUACUAAUUUGAAUUUUUCUGAAUAAAACAUUGUAUAAAUAAAAAGGAAAUAAUGUAAGUUGUUGUUUCGGUUCAGACCCCACGGACCAGUACUGGACCGAGGGCCGGAGGUUGGGGACCACUGAUUUAAAAUACUGUUUCUGAAGUUUAAUAAGUGGGUUAAAAAUUACGUUUUUGAAUAAACUGGGCUUCAGUGUGACUCAGAAAGUUGCUGAAUGAGAAUCUGACUGUUAUUCAAUGUUGCCUGUGUGUAAAAUGUGCUAAUUUUUUUUUUUCCUUAUUUGUAAUUUUGAACUGAUUGAUUGGAAAAUGUUGUGACUGAUUUAAAAAUGAUAAUAUACCUGAAACAGAGAAUGUAGUUAACCUGAUGUUAAGGUCUAUUACCUAAGCGUUCUUUAGCUUGAAACCAGCAGCCAUGCCGGGUCAGAUUCUGAAAACCUUCACUAACAAGCUACCAGCAUUCAGCAAAGACCACACAGCGUAAGCUGUAUUGAACUUAACUACUGGAAUCCAGAUGUUUAGGCUGCUUUCUAUGAAUUCUCUGGCAGCGUGAACUUGAAACGUUGGUUAAUUAACAGCAUGAGUGUAAAACUGGUUUUGUUUGUUUUUCAGGAUCUGGGUUAGUUCCUGUUUUCACCUUUUCCUUGUUGCGUUGCUAAUUUGAAAGCCACUUGAGUGAAAUCCCAAACCUACUGUCUAUCCGUGAACUGACUUUUUUUUCCGGCGUACAAACAAAACCAGACGUGGCCAGGACGAGCGUAGAAAUAAAACCGCGAGUCGGUUUGGUUCUGGGUAUCUUCUGACCACAUGUUGGUUCAAAACCUUUUGCUUUCUUCCUCAAAAUUUGACUCUGCAUACUUUUGUCAUCGUUUUACAACUUUUAUAAUUCUUUGAGAAUUAGAUUUCGCUAAAAGAGGCCGGUUGUUGAGAGUGCAUACAGGAUUGUUUUUGGUUUUAAACAUUUUCUUUUUUUUGUUCCUUUUGCAAUGAAAACGUGAGGUUUGUUCUUAGCUUUUGGGAUUGACGCCUACAGCCAAACACUAACUUCUGGGUAAGGGUGACAUCCACGGUGGCCCAAAUCAAAUAUCCAACCCACUGACUGAGGGAAGAGGAUGAAACUGAAACUCUCAUGCCUCAGUGUGCUGUGGCGCAUUCAACUCGAAACGAUCUGUGCGUGUGUGUGUGUGUUAAUGUUGUAGCUAUCAACGUAAAUUUUACUGUAUAUACUGUAAUUGUAACAUCUGAUCUAAUUUCUGUCUUCGAAGGGUGACUCUGUAAACAUUGAUAUAUAGAAAUGCAAAACUAUUUUAAUACUUGUAACUUCUAAAGACCCCCCCCCGUUUUGUAUGUACAGUAUAAAUUAAAGCUCUGCUGUAGUGCUAACGGGUA